Messenger RNA from Triticum aestivum (bread wheat), 587 nucleotides. RefSeq lists its product as uncharacterized. The record is from RefSeq and is a predicted model, not a curated record. NCBI's taxonomy places the organism in Eukaryota, Viridiplantae, Streptophyta, Magnoliopsida, Poales, Poaceae. The transcript has a single exon. Bases 92 to 403 code for a protein of 103 amino acids.
UACGCCCGAAUCAGAAAGACACGCAUCUCCUCACAGUAAACAGCGAUCGGCCGGCCGUGCGCACCGGAGGAGAGAUCAGACUCGGGGUGACAUGGCGACGGCCACCGUUCGCCUCUCCGCCGGCCGCCUGCUGGCGCUGGCCGUGGUGCUGUGCGCGCUCACGGCGGGCGAGUCCGCCAAGGCGAGGUACAUCUCGUUCGACGCUCUCAGGGCCGGCCAGCCCCUUGUACACGGGGUCGGUGUCCCGGCGCCGGCCCCGGCCCCGGCCCCUGUAAGCGCCGGAGGGGUCAAGGCCCCGGCAGCCGUCUCAUCCAUGGCGCCAACCUCGACGGCGGCCGCGGCAGCGGCCCGGCCGAUGGAAGGUGGCGCCGUCGUCGUCCUCCGUCACCUGCUCCACGCUUAGAUACAUGCCCUGCAUGCUCUUCACUUGAUCCUUGCAUUGUGUACUUCUACUACUUCGCUGUACGUACGAACGUACUCGUAAUAAGUAAAUAAAAUUCCACAGUGGCAUGUCCAUGUUUGUACUACUGUAGUUACGAAUGCGACCGAAUGAUUUAAUUACGAAUAACGAAGGUUUAAAUUCCCAA